AUGCUUAGAAUUAUUAGAUCCUCAAACCUUAAGCCUACAAAUCCCUCCUUUUUAUCCUCUACUUCAAGACUAUAUCCAUCUUUUAAUACUACUAACAAUGUGGUUCGAAAUUUAGUUGGUUUUAGUUUUGAAAAGACUCCUGAAGUAAAAAACGAAAUUAAAAAAUCAAUAGAAGAUAAGUUUUUGAAAGAUGUUAAUGUUGAUUUUAAAAAUCCUGGCUCAACCACUGAUACUCAAAAAAAUUACUUGGACGACAACCAGGUUCCAAACGUUUUAAAUAUUACUUCUCAGAAUUUAAAAGAACAUUUAAAAGAUGAAAAAAUAUUGAGUCGUACUUUGUCUCUAUUGGAAGUUUGUUUAAUAACAAAAGAUUUUACAAGAUCCUAUCAGAUUUUAAAAAGUUUGUGCGAUGCUGAUCUUUCACCUUAUCAAUUAAUAAAUUGUGUUAAUAAUUACUUUGAUACCUGGAUUAAUUCUUUACAUAAGGAAAAUUUAAAUGAAGCUACCGAGUUUAUUGAGUCUUUUUUCGAUAAUUUCAAAGUUAAUCCAAAUGGUAAAACUUAUGCUAUUAUGUUAAGAUAUUGUGUAGAUCACGAAUUACCUUUUGAUAACUAUUUAAAGCACCCAAUAAUAACUCCCAGAUCAAUUUUUGGAAAUAUUGACAGUAUCGGUUUAGAUAAUACUAAAAUAAUUCUUAAACAACAUCCUGAAUUAUUAGGUUCUAUCCCAAAAAUUUAUAAAGAAUUAUUAAAAAAUGAACUACAAGACUUAAAUGAUCAAAUUGAACCAAUCACUAAUGAACAAAAAAUUGAUCAACAAUUGAAUAAAACCAAAGAAUAUUACGAUUCCCUUGGUCAAAGUGAUUACUUUAAGAAGAAUGAUAUUUUGCCUCCGACUAUUGAAAAGGGUGUUCAAAAGGAGUUAAAUCCUGUUGAUACCUUUGGUAUGAAAAGUAUUCGUCAUGCUUUAUUAGCUUUAACAUCCCAAAAUCCUCAACUAGAAUCCAAAUUGAGUUCUCUUCUUCAGAACUUGAACGAAAGAAACAUCUUAAUGGAUAGACUCGAUAUAAAUAAAGAUUUAAAUUUUUUCAGCAUUUAUCAAAGAUUGGCCGAUCAUCCAAAAGAACAAGCUUUAUUCGAAGAAGCUUUAGAAGUUUAUAAUGAAGAAAGACAAAAACAAUUGGAAGCUAGAUCUAUUGAAGCUUCAAUAGAGAGUUGGAAAAAUGAUCACGCUAACUUGCAAAAACUUGGUAUUACUCCAAUAAGAAAAUCUUUAAACGCAAGAUUAUGGAAAUGGUAUAAUGAUGCCCUACCAUUAGUUGAAAAGGAAGUCGAAGAAUGUAAAAAAGUUCUUAAAGAAGCUGAAACUACACCACCAAGAACCGCCAGUGUUUUGAAUAGACUAAAAUACGCUCCAUAUAUUCUAUUAAUUGAUGCUAAAAAAUUGUUAGUGAUUGCAAUUUUGGAAUUAAUUAAAUUGAAUUCAUCUGGUGGAAUUCAAGAUGGUAUGAGAAUUGCAAGAGCUGUUAUAUCAAUCGGUAGGGCAAUUGAAAGUGAAUUUCAAUCUGAACAAUUACUAAAAUCCGAGAAUAAUUUUUUUAAAAAUGUAGCAAAAAGUAAAAGUUCUGAAAGAUUUCAAAAAAUUGUUCGUUAUUCUAAAAAAUAUUUCAGAUCCACCUCGGAAACUACUUCAUUUACUGAAUGGAGUUAUGAUGUUAAAGCUAAAAUUGGAUCUAUUUUAGUUACUGCCUUAAUGAGUGUGGCUACAAUUGAAGUUGAAGGAAAGGAUCCUAUAUCAGGAAAAGUUGUCCAUGGUGAAUCACCAGCAAUGUUUCAUACUUUUAUUUUCAGUGGAGGUAAUAAAAUUGGUGUUUUGAAAUUCCAUAGAUCAUUUAUUGAAAAGAUUUCGGAUGAAGGUUUUAAUAAAGCUGUUAAUCCUCAAUCAUUGCCUAUGUUAAUUAAACCAAUUAAAUGGUAUGAUUGGAAAACCGGUGGUUACAAUUAUUCCAAGAAUUAUUUAAUUAGAUCUAAAGAUUGUCCUGAACAAUUAGCAUAUGUUGAAGCAGCUUCGGAAAAUGGUGAUUUAGAAGGUGUUUAUGAUGGACUAAACGUUCUUGGUGUUACUGCGUGGACCAUUAAUAAAAAGAUAUUGGAUUUAGUUACAGAGGCAUGGAAUUCUGGAGAAGAGUUUUUAGAUAUUCCAAAACAUGAAAAAGAGUUGAUUUUACCUCCUAAACCAGAUAGAGGUGAAGAUCCAAGUGUAAAAACUGAAUGGCAAACAAUAUCUAAGCAAAAAUCGUAUGAAUAUUAUGCUAAUAGAAGUCAAAGAUGUGAUACCAAUUAUAAGUUGGAAAUUGCUAGAGCAUUUGUUGGAGAAAAAUUCUACUUCCCACAUAAUUUAGAUUUUAGAGGUCGAGCCUAUCCAAUAUCACCAAAUUUCAACCAUUUAGGUAAUGAUUUAAGUAGGGGAUUAUUAUUAUUUUGGAAGGGUAAAAAACUAGGAGAAUCAGGUUUCAGAUGGUUAAAGAUUCAUUUAUCUAAUCUUUUUGGGCAUGAUAAAGUUUCACUUGAAGAUCGUGUUAAAUUUACGGAAAAUAAUUACGAAAACAUUCACAAAUCAGCAGAAAAUCCUCAGGCAGCAGAUGCAUGGUGGAAAAAAGCAGAUAAGCCAUGGCAAGCACUUGCAACCAUUUUUGAGCUUUCACAAGCAUUAAAAUUAAAAGAUCCAACAGAAUUUAUUUCUCAUCAACCAGUUCAUCAAGAUGGUACAUGUAAUGGGUUACAGCAUUAUGCAGCAUUAGGUGGUGAUUUAGAGGGUGCCAGACAGGUUAAUCUUUCACCAUCAGUUAAACCUAUGGAUGUUUAUUCAUAUGUUGCAGGAUUAGUUCAAGCAAGAGUGGAUGAAGAUGUUAAGAAUGGGAAAUCACAAGCAGCACUUGUGCAACAUUCUAUCAAGAGAAAAGUUAUUAAACAAACAGUUAUGACAAAUGUUUAUGGUGUUACAUAUUUGGGUGCAACACAGCAAAUUGCCAAGCAACUUACUGAUGAAUUUGGAAAGGAUACAGCAUAUUUCUUAUCUAAAUAUCUUGCAGUUCAUGUUUUUGCAUCAGUUCGAGAAUUAUUUCAAGGUGCGCAUUUAAUUCAAGAUUGGUUAGGAGAAUGUGCAAAGAGAAUUGGGUCAUCAGUUCGAAUUGAUUUAAAAGAGACAGAGAUUGUUGAUCCUAAGACAUUAAAGUUGCUUUGCAUGACAUCAGUCAUUUGGACAUCGCCAUUGGGAUUACCAAUAGUUCAACCAUAUAGGGAAGACGGUAAAGCAGUUAUUAAAACUAAUUUACAAUCGAUUUCUAUUACGGAUCCAUUUGAAUUAAAUGUUGUUAAUGCAAGAAAGCAGUAUACAGCGUUCCCACCAAAUUUCAUUCAUUCAUUAGAUGCAUCUCAUAUGUUAUUGUCAGCAGUUGAAUGUGGUAGGAAAGAAUUGACAUUUGCAGCGGUUCAUGAUUCGUAUUGGACCCAUGCCGGCGAUGUUGAUAGAAUGAAUGAGAUCAUCCGGGACAAGUUUAUUGGAUUACACCAAGUUGAUUUAGUUCAAAGAUUGAAGAAUGAGUUUGAAAAGAGAUAUCAAGGCUAUUUGCUUCAGGUUUCUAUUUGCGAUGACUCUGAAGCGGCUAUAUUGGUGAAAGAAUUCAAAAAGGAAUAUCUUGCUAAACACGGGGAGAGAUUAUCAAUGAUUGAUGAGAUUCGGUUAGAGAAACGCAGAAGGGCACUAUUAAACUCUAGAGAUAUCAAUGAGGUGAACGAGGGAUUGAAAAUGGAGACAACCAUCAAAAAAGUACAAAACCUCGAGGAGGAAAUCUCAAAACCUUCGGAAGCAUCAAACAAUAAGGGAAUGAUGAAGAUCUUGGUGCCAUUGAGAUUGCCCGACGUGCCACCCAAGGGAGAGUUUGACGUGAGAGAAGUGAAGGAUAGUUUAUAUUUUUUCAGUUAGAUGGCACAGAGCCUAGGCUCUUUCUGUACAUAUUUAAACCACUGCUGACGAUUUCCAGCGUUUCGACCAACCACCAGCCGUCGGAUGGAAACAAGACCGGAAGUCUCAGUGUUUGGCGCAUCCGCUG
Messenger RNA from Ascoidea rubescens DSM 1968, 4111 nucleotides. It is a transcript of the gene RPO41, whose product is annotated as DNA-directed RNA polymerase. Bases 1 to 3984 code for a protein of 1327 amino acids. Gene Ontology annotation, biological process: mitochondrial transcription. Gene Ontology annotation, molecular function: mitochondrial promoter sequence-specific DNA binding; DNA-directed RNA polymerase activity. Gene Ontology annotation, cellular component: mitochondrial DNA-directed RNA polymerase complex. Lineage: Eukaryota; Fungi; Ascomycota; Saccharomycetes; Ascoideales; Ascoideaceae. The transcript has 2 exons. The record is from RefSeq and is a predicted model, not a curated record.